Messenger RNA from Struthio camelus australis, 3211 nucleotides. NCBI's taxonomy places the organism in Eukaryota, Metazoa, Chordata, Aves, Struthioniformes, Struthionidae. The record is from RefSeq and is a predicted model, not a curated record.
CUUUUUUUAAUCCUUAGAAAGGAGGUGCAGAAAUAAUAACCGUUUCCCAACUUCCCUGAUGCUCCAGAGGAUAAGAAUCUUUAUGGAAACCAAACUGUAAACUUCAAAAGCAACAAAAAGACCCCCUUGUUGUCAUUAUUAGUUGACAUACACAACUCACAAAUGGGAGAAUUAAAUCCUUAUAUUCUUAAAAAUGAACUCACAGUCUUUGGAACUUACUUUGCAGUUCACGAGCAGAAAUUUGUAGGGUUGCUGAGGAAAAAGAUAAUAGACAGUAAUAUAGCAAUGCUAUUGAGCGUGCUUUAGAGCAGAAACAAGUUACACUGAAGGAGGCCUAAUGUUAAAUGCAUUAACUAUUAUGCUCAAGAGAGAUCCUAGAACUCAUGACUUGACUUUAAUUCAUUUUUUCAAGGAAAAGUACCAUUUAUUUACCAAAAAUGAGUUAUUUGCAUUGAAUGAAAUUAUACCUAUUGGUAGCUACUUUGGAUUAGAGCAAUAGGCCGUGUGUUGGAAGAAAAAUAGAGUACAGUAUUCUUAUGCUUUUAUGUUCCACCGGCUUAAAUGAUUCUCUGACAACUGGGAGGUCUGUUACAGCUUAUGUGAUUAACAGUACAGUUUAAAAGACAGCUUUUAAUGAAAAUAGAUCCUACACAAACUAUUGUGUUUAAUGAAAAGGAUAAGGAUUAAAAACAGGUUAGCAGUGUUGUAGGAACACAUAAAUCACUACUUCUUACUUAGAAGGCUUUUUGAUGGUGCUUGCAUUGUUUAUUUCUGGUAAAUACAGAUUUUUAUGGUUGAAUUGCCAGGUCAAAUUGCUACCAUGACUAUUGAAAACUGCUACAGUGGUUUAGCAAAGCUAUUAAGUCAAAAUUGUUGAGUCUGGCUCUGGUGCUUAUGUUUAGAGGUCUGAGACAAGAACAAGGCUUCCACUUCACUCAGGAUUUGAAUAUUGCACUGACUGUGGACCAUAAGGACUCCUGCAUCCUGUCUGCUCUCCCAAGCAGUAUUUGAUAUCCUCUUCUCGGGCACUAUUUCAUUUUGCCUCUAGUGGCAAUGGUCUCCGGUGUGUUACAGUUGGUGACUGAGCUGUGAAGUUCUGGAUUUGGUUCCUGUUUUGGUCAGGUCCGUUUCAAAACUUUCUCUCGUAAAUCGGGCAAAGUACUUUUCAUCAAAUACAUGACAAAGCUAGGCUGUGCUAAUAAAGUUAGGAAAAAUCGCCCAUACUAAUUUUGUAAAGUAAUACUUCCAAAUAAACUUGUAUUUGCCUUUUUGUCUAAGAGGAAAAAAAUCACAUAUAUGAAUAAUACAUGAUAGUUCAUCACACUUUUUUAAAAAGAUCUAUAAUCUUAAAUGGAGAAAACUAGGAAAAUCUAGUUCUCAAUGCUUCUCUAUUGCUAUUCAGCUUUUCUUUUUUUCUUGCUGCUAAUUGGAUUAAGAGCUGUUUUGAUUACUAUGGCAUCCUGUGAGGAGAUUACUGUCGGUGAAGAUGAACUAAGGUCCCGGUACAGCCAUUUAGAGAAGAUGACAGAUCUGGUGGCCGUUUGGGAAGUAGCUUUAAGUGAUGGUGUUCAUAAGAUUGAAUUUGAACAUGGGACCACGUCAGGAAAACGUGUUGUCUAUGUUGAUGGAAAGGAAGAAAUAAGAAAAGAAUGGAUGUUUAAAUUGGUGGGUAAAGAAACGUUUACUGUUGGAGCAGCUAAAACAAAAGCUACUAUUAACAUUGAUGCAGUCAGUGGCUUUGCGUAUGAAUAUACGUUGGAUAUCAAUGGGAAAAGCCUCAAGAAGUAUAUGGAGAACAGGUCAAAAACAACUAAUACUUGGGUACUGAGUUUGGAUGGCAUGGAGUAUAGAGUUGUUCUAGAAAAGGACACUAUGGAUGUGUGGUGCAAUGGUGAAAAAAUGGAAACAGCGGGUGAAUUUGUAGAAGAUGGGACUGAAACUCACUUCAGUGUUGGUGAUCACAGCUGUUGCAUUAAGGCUGUCAGUAGUGGGAAACGAAGGGAAGGAAUUAUUCAUACCCUUAUUGUGGAUGACAGAGAAAUCCCAGAGGCUGUGGAGUAGCCUCUAGUUAACUGAUUGUUGUAGGACUAAGAUCAGGAAUUUUCGAUUACUGUGGUAAUUAUUUUUAUAUGUACUACUUAGUACAUCUACUUUGUGCUGGUUUUAUUUUCUAGCUUCUGUAUCUGAAAUUCAUCUUUUUGAGGACCAGAUGAAAAUAAUUAUAUACAACCUCCAACAUAACCUUUUUGUAGUGUUAUAUAUAUAUAUUCUUUCUAUAUAUAAUAAGUGCAAGGAGGGCAGGGGAACUGAAGUAGAAAUUAUAUAUUAGAAAAAACUUUGCUAUAAUAAAAUGCAAGAUCCAUAUUCAGAAAGACUGAAUUCCUUCAAACUGUGGGUAUAUGUGGAGUGAGGAGAAAGCACAUGCUGGGCACUGGAGUAAGCUGUUAAUUUUCUCAGUAUUUUUUUUUUUAUCUAUUACACUAACUCUGUGUUUUUCAGGUGCAGUUAGGAAAAUAGUUACAUAAGUCAAUAAAAAUACUACAGAAAUACAUUGUUAACACCUGUAUAACAGUGUUAAAAAUAAUACUGAACAAUGAAAACUUGUUUCUACAUCAUCUUUUUCAGAGUAAGAAGAAAGAUGUUAUACUUGUCCAGAAAGAAACUGGACACCUCCCUAGGGUUUUCUGAAAAUUGAUGUCUACUACUAAUUGUUGCAGUAGCUAAGAAACUUUCUGCAGUGAGUUCUGGUUCCUCCUGCUGCCACUCAACCCCCCAGUUUCUCUGCCAUGAACCUCCUUUCAAAAACUGAAAUACCUUGAAGCAAGCUGGAAUAAGAGACCAUUCUGACUCAAUGCUGUUUAGCAAACCUUAAAUCAACAGCUCUGUUUUCUUGGCAGUAAUGCGUGAAUAAGAAAAUGUGAGGGGGGGGGGGAAUAGGACAGGAAUGGAUAAGAAGAAUAUACUGCUUGAAUGGAAAAGCUGAAACAGAAAUAGAAUAAUUGUCUUCAAGCUUCCAGGGUACUGUCUAAAAGCAGCCUUGGGAUUUCUGUUAGAGCCACGACUUGUGUGUGUUUUAGAUGGUUCUUACAAGCUCACAAGGACUUUUUGCCCAUCUGACACCAGUGUGCACUGGGUAGUCACAAAUUCUCCAUGAGGCAGCAAUGGAGAUGAUCAUUAGAACAUACUGGCCCCACAUACUGUAGAGGCUACC